AUGUCAGAAUUCAUAACCGACAUGGAAGCUCUAGAAGACGAACAUUUUCAACGUCUGAGGCACCUUUUUGCUUCAACCAAAAAUAAAUUCCAAAGAUGUACAACUAACGCAGAGCGUGUUAAUUUCUUGCUGGCUAAUAAAAAAGUUGCAAAGCUAAGUAAAGCUGGCCUUAAUCAAAAAAAGUCGGGCAUCAAAUCGAACUCAGCCUUUUACGAAUUAACCGAAAGUGGAGAUAAGCACUUUACAGAUGGAUACUAUGAACGAGCUCUAGCUACGUAUGGUACGGCUUUGUCUUUUGCUGCUGACGAUAUUACUUUGGCUAUCGCAUUCUACAACAGAUCUCGGACAUUUUUGGCAUUGAAUAUGUACGAUGAAUGUUUAACAGAUAUUGACAUAUGUAUGGCACGAGGUUAUAGCCAACACUUGAAGAUAGAUCUCAUUAAUAGGAGAAAAUAUGUGCAAAUAUUGAAAGAACAUGAUGCCCCUCCGAGAACUGACCCGAACACAACCAGAAUCCAAGAAAUUCGAGAAGAGGAGAAAAAUCCUUUAAUUCAGUCUGCCAGGAACUGCAUUAGGAUACAAACAGAUGACCAAUACGGCCAAUAUAUAGUUGCCAGCAGGAAUAUUGAAAUCGGCGAAAUCCUAGUUGUUGAAAAACCAUAUACAUGGGUGGUAUUUGAUCAUCUGAGUAUGUAUUGUCAUGAGUGUUUGAAAAUGUGUCGCAACGUAAUACCUUGCAAUAAAUGCAUUCUGGCCGUAUACUGUAGUAAUACCUGCAAGAAAAAUGCUUUCAGAAGUUAUCAUCGCUACGAAUGUCCAAUUCAACAAAACAUACUCAGCUUCUUUUAUGAUGUCAAAGAACUCGUGUUCUUUGCCUUAAAAAUGACACUCUUGGUCAGAAAUGAUAACGACGCUAAUCCCGAUGAAAGCAUUUAUCGUUCGGACAGGUACCACGAAAUUUCAAAAUUGGACAGUCGUAUCGAUAACUACCCAAAAGAGAAACUAUUCACUCUGUCUUUUAUAACAGCAAUGGUGUUUCAAUUUGCUAAACAGAAGACCGACUUGUUUUCGGUACGGACUUACGAAGACAAAUUUAAGGAACAAUUUUUGUUUAACUUGCAAAUUGGUACCAUGCAUUAUCGUGAAAUCGAACUAUAUCGUGGAAAAGAGGAAGAUGAUAACCCAGUCUACAGUAACGUGAUAUAUCCUCUGUCUAGCUUGUUUAAACAUUCUUGCAAUGCAAACGCGUUGUGUUACACUUUAGGAUCUACAUUAGUGGUCAAAUCUGUUUCUACGAUCAAGGAAGGAGAACAAUGUUUUAUUUCUUACGGUCCCUCUUGCGUGUAUCUUAACAAACCCAAGCGCCAAGAAAUACUUCGAUACAAGUUCCAUUUUACCUGCAAAUGUAAGCCCUGCGAAGAAGAUUGGCCACAAGAGAAUAAUCCUGAAGACUACAAAAAGUUUAGAGUGGUAGCACAAAACCUUUUAGCGAAAAAUAGACAAGUAAUAAUCGAUCAUAUGCAGAGGAUAAUUGCCGAUCUGAAUGAAGCACUAGAGACACAGAGUGAAUCUUCUAAAGAAGUAUUACACCUGACUGAACGGCUUAGAAUUUGUUAUGAGCUUUUAGGUUCGUUGUUAGUUUAG
Zophobas morio is the source of this 1644-nucleotide messenger RNA. Its product is annotated as SET and MYND domain-containing protein DDB_G0273589-like. Bases 1 to 1644 code for a protein of 547 amino acids. Gene Ontology annotation, cellular component: cytoplasm; nucleus. The transcript is spliced from 3 exons. Gene Ontology annotation, molecular function: histone deacetylase binding. The record is from RefSeq and is a predicted model, not a curated record. Lineage: Eukaryota; Metazoa; Arthropoda; Insecta; Coleoptera; Tenebrionidae.